ACUAUACGGCGCCCAAGACUAAUUUAGUUGCCAUCAUGUCAACACUGCGGAAGUACCUCAUGUCCACAUCGCUAGGACAAAGCAUCACACUACUGAUGUCCACAACAUCACUGUUGAAAGCUACUUUGGCACAGGAAUUGUCCAGUGAAGUGGCACUCGACAAUGGUGCGAACCUAUCCGGUCAUGUUGAACUUCCCAAUGACGUCAAUAUAACUCGCCAUGAACCAAGCUUUCUACAAAACACCGUGUACAACAUCAGCGUAGGUGAUCUAAUCUUCAUUGCGCUAUGCAUACUAACGCUAACGCUAUUUAUACUGGGUAUAGUGUUCAAGUGGAUCAAUGUAUACGAUGGUCUACUUAAUGUAGUCCCAUGCAUUUCUAUAGGAUCCGCGUCCAUGAUAGCUACUUUGUGGCUGGCUAGUGUCCUAGGAUACCUAAAGCACCCAUUUACUAAAUGGCACAUUGGAUUCGUGAUUGUUAGUCUGGUGCUACUGUGCUAUAUACUGGCUCUGGAUACCAAUUUAGGCCAUAGUCAUGGAAUAGUUUCUAAACCCAGUAUAGAAUUUUUGGGCGCCACGGCAGUGGUAACACUAUUACUAGUAGCACUCGCAACAUGUGGUUACCAUAUAGGCGCAUUCCAACGACCUGUAUGUAACUACAAGCUUGUGUGCUAUGUAAUGGCAGUAGUGCUAGUGUUAGCAUUAGCCGGUGCCAUGGCGUGCUUUGGAUUGUUAAUUAUAGCAACCAGCGACAGCCGAGCUGUGUAUACAGACCAUAAACAAGGCCCCCAAAAUGCAAAUGUAUGGCUCUUUAAGGUAUCACUGACAGCCGCUACAGCUCUGCUAUUAACCGGUCAUAAGGUACUAGUGCUACAAAUGCCCUAUAGUGAUUGGGAGCUUAUAUGCUUAGUACUUCUGGGAGCCACAAUGGCUACGUUGAUAGCUGUGUGUCAUCUAUGGGCACAUGUGUACUCUAAUGAGCCCUAUAGGUACCCUUUGGCAACGCUGCACUGCAUUGCUUUGGUAAGCCUAUUGUGUACAGUGCACUUGAAAGGGCCUUUCACUACUGGUAGUACAGAACAUUUGGGCCAGUCUACGAAGUACCUGCGUAGUGCUGACCAGUUGGCAUUCUUUAUAUUGGCAUCGGUACUGAUAGUAGCACUUGCAUGUGUUAUUGGGGUGUAUGCCAGCAGUGGAGAGGAUUUGGAAUGGGAUUACCAUAACGACCGUAUUCUGGUACCAGCCAUUUAUAUAAUGACUGUGGGCGGCACACUGGCGUUCUAUGGUUAUCGCGUUAAGGCACUAGGGAAGCGAUAGUUAGUUUACAGU
Messenger RNA from Babesia bovis T2Bo, 1328 nucleotides. RefSeq lists its product as uncharacterized. Bases 36 to 1316 code for a protein of 426 amino acids. NCBI's taxonomy places the organism in Eukaryota, Apicomplexa, Aconoidasida, Piroplasmida, Babesiidae. The record is from RefSeq and is a predicted model, not a curated record. The transcript has a single exon.